AUGUAUGUAUUUGCUGUUGAAAAUAAUGAACAACUUUUCAUUGACUUUUGUUUGGAAUCUGAUAGAAAUGCUCUUCUUGACUUUAGAAUUGGUCUUGAAGAUCCACAAAACCGGCUUGGAUCAUGGAAAGGCAACAACUAUUGCCAAUGGCGAGGAAUAAGUUGCAACGAGGUAGGAGCAGUUACUACACUUGAUCUCCAUAACCGAUAUCCAAACAACAGGUAUGACUUCUGGAACCUUAGUGGGGAAAUAAGGCCUUCAUUGACAAAACUCAAGUCAUUGAGACAUUUAGAUUUGAGUUUCAACACAUUCAAGGGUAUUUCAAUUCCUGAAUUUUUUGGAUCCUUGAAGGAUUUGAAGUAUCUUAACCUUUCUAAUGCAGAGUUUAGUGGUCUAAUUCCUCGAAAUAUAGGAAAUCUUUCUAGAUUACAAUACCUCGAUUUAGAUCAUUUGUACUACUUAUCUGUCAAUAGCAUUGAUUGGAUUGCAAGUUUAGUCUCUCUAAAGCAUCUUGUGAUGGAUGGAAUUGACCUUUCAAUGUCUACCAUCCUUAACAGAGUUGCAUAUGCCUUCUUAUUGGUUGGUAAAUAUCAGCAGCCUUGUGACCGUCGAUAUAAUAGUGGCUUGCAUGGAGGGAUUCCACUUGGUUUGGCUGAUCUUCCAAAUUUACAAUUCUUGAAACUUUCUUGGAAUAAUCUUAGUGCAAAUUGUUCUCAGUUUUUCAGAGGAAGAUGGAAGAGUAUAAGAGUCUUCGAUUUCGAUUUCAAUAAGUUGGAUGGAGAAUUUCCUGCUUUGAUUGGUAACGUGUCAUCUCUUACUUACAUGAGAUUGAAUGAAAAUCAGUUAGUUGGAAAAUUACCCGAAUCGUUAGGCCAACUUAAGAAUCUUGUUAGACUUAGCAUAAGCAAUAACUUGUUACAAGGUCCAAUUCCAAGAUCAUUAGGAUCAUUGCAAAACCUAACAUAUUUAGAACAAUCAUACAAUAGAUUAACUGGGAAUCUUCCUAAUAGUUUGGGAGAGCUCUCUGAAUUGUCUUUCUUAGAUCUUUCCUUCAAUCAACUCACUGAAAUAGUCAAUGAAACACAUUUUCUAAAGCUUCAUAAAUUAGAAUAUGCAGAUCUAUUUUCCAACUCUUUUAUAAUGGAUAUAAACUCAACAUGGAUCCCUCCUUUCCAAGUUAAGUUUCUUUACAUGGGUUCAAGCCAUUUACGUCCUUCAUUUCCAACUUGGAUUAGAUCACAAAAGGUGGUACAAUUCUUGGAUUUAUCAAAUGCUAGCAUUUCAGGCUCAAUACCUGAUUGGUUUUGGGAAACUUUCUCUAAUCUUUCAUGGUUAAAUGUUUCCUCUAAUCAAUUGAAAAGUCAGCUACCUAUUACAUUCAAUAAGUUUUCAAUUUCACUUCUUGAUUUAAGCUCAAAAAAUUUUGAAGGGUCCAUUAUUUCUUUCUCAAAUAAUGUUGAUUUAGUCUUACUUGAUUUAUCCAACAAUAAACUUUCUGGUCCUAUCCCCAAAACCAUAGGUUCUACCUUAACAAACUUGAUGUUCCUUUCUAUUUCAAACAACCAAAUACAAGGGAAAAUCCCAGCAUCCAUUGGAAAUUUGCUUAGUAUUAAAGUCAUUGAUUUUUCUAAUAAUAGCUUAGAAGGAACAUUACCUAGCAUUGGAAAUUGUUCUCACCUAGAAGCAUCGGACCUUAGAAAGAACAAUUUGUUUGGAACUAUUCCUAAUGAUUUUGAUUUAGCAGAUAAUGGAUUCAAUGGCAGCAUCCCUGCUAGUUUUAGAUAUUUCAAGGCUAUGAUACAAGUCCAGAGAGAAAAUCAUUAUCUAUUCUAUGGCCAUUUCAAUCGUAGGAACUAUGAAGAUAACUUGGUUGUGAAAGUAAAAGGCCAGGAUAAAAACGGUUCAGUUCUAGAGGACAUUUCAAAGUUGGGACAAUUGUCUUCUCUUGAUCUCUCAAACAAUAAGCUCUCAGGUGUCAUUCCUAAUAGUUUGUCAUCACUUUUGUUCUUGGGACAUCUCAACUUGUCAAACAAUAAGUUGUCCAGCAAGAUUCCUUACAAUGGCCACACUGCAACCUUAGAGGCAUCUUCUUUUGUUGGAAAUCUAGGCCUUUGUGGCCAACUCCUUGACACAAAAUUUUCAGAUGAUGAUAAUGGUGAUUUGGGUAAAGAGACAACACUUGAUGAGGAAGAUAAUAAUGAUGAAGAAAAUUUGAUUGAUAAGUGGUUUUAUUUGAGUGUUGGAUUGGGAUUUGCAGCAGGACUUCUAGUUCCUUUUUUUCAUGUUGGCAAUGAGAAAAUCUUCGAGCGAAUCUUAUUUCGGUGUUGUGGAUAG
Cannabis sativa is the source of this 2334-nucleotide messenger RNA. Its product is annotated as receptor-like protein EIX2. The coding region runs from base 1 to 2334 and encodes 777 amino acids. The record is from RefSeq and is a predicted model, not a curated record. The transcript is spliced from 5 exons. Gene Ontology annotation, molecular function: protein binding. Lineage: Eukaryota; Viridiplantae; Streptophyta; Magnoliopsida; Rosales; Cannabaceae.